CAUGGAGUUCAUAAACGACUCGUUGGUCGGGGGAUCAGACCUGGACCUGAGAGCCCUCCACUUCUACAACGACUCUCUGCUAUUCCAGAACAACUUCAGCGGUGGGUUCAACGAGACCGACGCCUUCCUGCCUGCCGGUGUCAAGAUCACCAUCGUUGUAGUCUACAUGAUGGUCUGCGUGGUGGGGCUGAUGGGUAACUGUCUGGUUAUGUACGUCAUCAUCAGGUACACUAAGAUGAAGACAGCCACCAACAUCUACAUAUUUAACCUGGCUCUGGCUGACUCCCUGGUCCUCGCUACCUUACCCUUCCAGGGAACCGACCUGUUCCUGGGCUUCUGGCCGUUCGGCAACGCCCUCUGCAAGGCCGUGGUCUCCAUCGACUACUACAACAUGUUCACCAGCACCUUUACUCUGACCGUGAUGAGCAUGGAUCGCUACGUGGCCGUGUGCCAUCCGGUCAAGGCCCUGGACAUGAGGACGCCCCACAAGGCCAAGGUGGUCAACAUCUGUGUGUGGGUCCUGGCGUCGGCGAUAGGGGUACCGGCCAUGGUGUUGGGAGAUGUGGAGGUCGAACAUAACAGUGUAGAGUGUAUCGUAGUCCUCCCAGACCCUCGUAGCUACUGGGACCCGGUGUUCGGCACCUGCGUCUUCCUCUUUUCCUUCCUCAUCCCAGUGGCCAUCAUCAGCAUCUGCUACAGCCUGAUGGUGAAGCGCCUUCGCAGCGUCCGCAUCCUGUCCGGCUCCAAGGAGAAGGACCGCAACCUGCACCGCAUCACUCGCAUGGUCCUGGUCGUCGUGGCAGCCUUCGUGGUCUGUUGGACCCCAGUCCAGAUCAUGGCUCUGGCCCAGUCAUUGGGCUUCAACCUGAGUAGCCUCCUCACCAUGGCCCUAAUGCACUUCUGUAUCGCGCUGGGCUACGUCAACAGCAGUCUCAACCCAGUCCUCUACGCCUUCCUGGACGAGAACUUCAAGAGGUGCUUCAGGGAGUUCUGCCACCCGGGUCCGUUCCGCCUGGACAGCCGGCAGCAGUCGGGUCGGAUGAGGAGCAUCGCCCGCGAGGUGGCUUACAAUUGCAAGACGGCGGAUGGGAAUACAAAUCCUGCAUGACUAGGCGUGGAGCUGCCCAUGGUCUGCCAGGAACCCCAGAACAACCACCACCAAAGGACAGGGAACUCCAACAUGGAGCUCACCCAGAUCACUACCCUCUAGCAGGAUGACGGCCCCCUGGGCUGGGGCCAAACGGGGAAAGGCCAAGGAAGAGGACCGGAGGUGGCCCGAGGCAGGGGCACUGUCCGAAUGGCCUGGUUGGGGCCAGAUCUGGGCCGGAGCUGUUUGGAGGCCUAACAGUAGGGUUAGGUAGUCUAACGGACCUUCUACUCGGGACUAAGGGGCUUCUCUGUGUCUUUAGGGAACAUGGAUGUUAUUAACAUGUAUGUCAUGUUGUCUUUAUUUAAUUGGUUAAAUCAUUUUCAAGACGAUUAAGUUCAGAGUUUAGGUCUAUGUGCUUCAUGGACAAUUUACGCGAAUGUCAACAGUUUUUUGCUCACACUUAUCUCAAACUCUGAGUCUGUUGAUUGGUUGAUUAAUUAUGUUGUCGUGGUCAUUUUUUAAAUGUUUGUUUUAUAGAUGCUUUUUUGUUUGUUUCUACGCUGUAGGUAAUUACAUUAAAUGGAUGUUAUUAGUUUAUUUCUGUUUUAUUUUGUUCGAGAGAAACAAUUUGUCUGAUUCCAUGGCCUUAAAUACCAAACAAAGUAUGUAUAAAUACUAUCCACUAUCCUGGGAUAAAGAGGGUCAGUUCUUGAUGGUGCUGUACUGUAACGUUCCUUGUUUGUUUUGUAUCACCUUGCAGGUGUUGUGUAGGAACGGACAACACAUCACAACAGAGACUUUUUUCAUUGUUACGAUGAAAUAAUCGCAGAUGAUGAUGCUGCCUGAUGCUCCGUGUUUUUCUGCUUGUCGUCCUGUAAAAAAUGAAGCAAAUAUAUUUUGUACUAUUAUUUGUUUGAAUCCAGGCUAUAUCACAUCUGGCCGUGAUUGGGAGUCCCACAGAACGGUGCACAAUUGGCCCAGCGUCGUUUGGAUGGUGUAGGCCGUCAUUGUAAAUAAGAAUUUGUUCAUAACUGACUUGCCGAGUUAAAUAAAAAAAUAAUUAAAAAUUACUCUAGAUACGUAACACGGUGUUACCCUGGAUACGUAACGCGGUGUUACCCUGGAUACGUAACACGGUGUUACCCUGGAUACUUAACACGGUGUUACCCUGGAUACGUAACACGGUGUUACCCUGGAUACGUAACGCAGUGUUACCCUGGAUACGUAACACGGUGCUACCCUGGAUACGUAACGCGGUGUUACCCUGGAUACGUAACACGGUGUUACCCUGGAUACGUAACACGGUGCUACCCUGGAUACGUAACGCAGUGUUACCCUGGAUACGUAACACGGUGUUACCCUGGAUACGUAACACGGUGUUACCCUGGAUACGUAACACGGUGUUACCCUGGAUACGUAACACGGUGUUACCCAGGAUACGUAACACGGUGCUACCCUGGAUACGUAACGCGGUGUUACCCUGGAUACGUAACACGGUGCUACCCUGGAUACGUGACACGGUGUUACCCUGGAUACGUAACACGGUGUUACCCUGGAUACGUAACACGGUGUUACCCUGGAUACGUAACACGGUGUUACCCAGGAUACGUAACACGGUGCUACCCUGGAUACGUAACGCGGUGUUACCCUGGAUACGUAACACGGUGCUACCCUGGAUACGUAACGCGGUGUUACCCUGGAUACAUAACACGGUGUUACCCUGGAUACGUAACACGGUGCUACCCUGGAUACGUAACGCGGUGUUACCCUGGAUACAUAACACGGUGUUACCCUGGAUACGUAACACGGUUUUCUUCUAUAUGCCUUCAGAAAGUAUUCACACCCCUUUGCCUUUUCCACACGUUGUUGUUGUGUUACAGCCUGAAUUUAAAAUUAAAUUGAGAUUGUUUUGUCACAAGA
Messenger RNA from Oncorhynchus gorbuscha (pink salmon), 3010 nucleotides. RefSeq names its product nociceptin receptor-like. The transcript is spliced from 3 exons. Lineage: Eukaryota; Metazoa; Chordata; Actinopteri; Salmoniformes; Salmonidae. Gene Ontology annotation, molecular function: nociceptin receptor activity; neuropeptide binding. Gene Ontology annotation, biological process: neuropeptide signaling pathway; sensory perception of pain. Gene Ontology annotation, cellular component: membrane; neuron projection. The coding region runs from base 2 to 1108 and encodes 368 amino acids. The record is from RefSeq and is a predicted model, not a curated record.